CUCUCUUUUUUGCCAAAGUAGCACAUUUGCGUCGUUGCCUAUUAUGAUGACUGGGUUGGGCAUCGACUUCGGACCGCCAGAGGAGCAGGUACAGCGUCCCGUUCAACACAGACCCGCACUUCCUCAGAUGAAUUCUGCUCCAUCUGCGCCAACUUCGUCAAGGAAGCCUGUUCCCCUGCCCCAUAACCUCCCCAAGCGUCACACAGCUACGGGCUCACAAGGUCAGAGCUCGAAUGCCCAGCUCCCGACACCUCGAAGGAGAGUGAGGAUCGCUAGUGGACAACCUGGCGUCAUGGGGCUAGGUAUCACCCAAGCUCCGGAACAUCUUGAGGAGGACGGACACUACGAUUUCAGCUCUCCAGAAGCAGGCUACACAGGCCGUUCUAGCUUCUCCGGCGCCACUGCUCGUUCAUCAACAGGUACUUACUACAACGGCUACGAUUCGAGCGUCCCCUCGCCGCCCUCGGACUACGGCGCUUCGCCCUCCUCAGAGACGUCCCCUGCUGAUCUGUACCCAACAGCAGCACAAAGAUCUCGCAUGCUUCGUAAGCGGGCUUCUCAGCCGGCUUUGGGCUACAACGAAGCCGAGUCGCCUGUACAUACCAUGUCAAAGAGUGUCAGCACCCAUGACCUUGGAACCGCUGCAGCUGCUGUGACUACCAGACCUGGAAAGGCUGUCGAGCCCCUCUCGCAUAGGAAGACGCAAAGUGUGGGAGCUAACACUUUCGCCAAGCAAAAGGCACCCAGUGCUCUUGCCGCCUCCAUCUCUGCUCCUUCUUCCCCUCGUCAAUCCGAUAAGAAAGCCCAAUCGGCAGGCUCUGCUUCGCCUUCGAAGAUUAAGUUGGCCCUUCUAGAGCCGGAAGCGCCAUUGACACCUCGAGAGGAUGGCAUGGUGUCGGACGGCUUUGGCGGUUACAAGCGACCUGAUGCACCCAGCGGUGGCAGUAGCUCCUCAUCUACGGAGACUGUCACUUCGCCAGAAGCUGAGAAUGAUGCGUCGCAGCAGCUGCGGGACGAGCCAAGCCCUUCUGACGUGUCUCAGAUGCCAGCUUCUCAGUCACGCAGAGCAUUACCUCAAGUGCCCACUACUGCGCCGCUGCAGUUCCGACCUCGAGGCGAGAGGACCAAGACGGAACCACCGACGGUCGUACAGGCCAUCGCUGCGGAGAGACGUUCAAUCCCCUCGGCGAGGAGUCAAAGCUUUGAUGGGCACAUGCACCAGUCUGCGCAGCAAGCAGACGUUGCCGAGGCGAGACCGGCUCUCUACGACACGAGAAGCUCCUUCUGCGUGGGGGAAAUCAUCUCGCCCAGUAACGUUUACGUGAAUGGAGCUGUAGAGGACUGGCAGCCCGAGGAGCAGGCGGAGGAGUCUUUCGGUCAGACAGACUACGGUCACUUCGAUCCUCGCUUUGUCCAGCAACCGUACGAGUCGUUCGAUGCUGUCGAGACACGGCCCGCUCGACAAGCCAGAACUUAUUCUGAGACACCGGCGGCAAGCUUAGAUCCGCAAGUGGAGAGCUACAGUGACGUCGAUCCUGUGAUGGCAGAUCGAGGCACGAAUGUUCAGUUCAUCGCUUCCUCUUCUGAGGCGAUGCCCAUGCCGAGCAAUGCGCCGAGGAAGCCGCUUCCUUCGCCAACGUCGGACUUGGACUCUCGCGCUGCUUCUCCCAUCAAGGGCUCCCAUCUGAUGGGCGCCAUUCAGGCUGCACCCGAAGCGAGCUCUCCAGAGCAGAAGAAGUCUCGAGUAGACAUUGACCUGCUUUUGGAAAGCGAAUUGGUAGUCGAGGGAGGAAAUCUUCGUGGUCGGCUGAUGGUCAAUAUCGGCAAGGACAAGAAGGGCAGGGGCGAGCUGCUCCUUGCUUAUCCGAAAGUGCGAGUCGUGGGCUUCGAAGAGCUCCUCGAUGACGAGACUCGGCACAUCUUCUACCACCAUUCGACGAUCGUGGAUGGUGAUACCCAGCCUGGCGGUUCUCAACCUUACGUACUACACGGAUCACCAUGUCUUUCCUCUCCCGGGUUUGAAGGUCAUGAGCCACUGCCUUGCUUUGCUUCUCAGCCGGACGAAGAGGGCUACUCGGUCGGACGUGAAGGCUCGCACUCGAUCCCCUUCUCCCUCGAGAUGCCCAUUGGCAAAGGUGCCAAGGGUAGCUAUCGUGGCAAGAAGGCUCUCGUCCGCUACAUCGUCAUCGGGUCUGUCAAGCUCAAGAGUUCUGACGGGAGCAACAGGUCCAUUGCUCACUUCUACCGACAUGUGGAUCUACUCCCGUACAUAAACCCUGCUGUCGUUCUGGCAAGUGCCCCUCGGCCCAUCCAAGCCACGACCGAGAGAAACAGGAUUAGUCUGACUGCAUCGUUGCAUCGACCGACAUGGGUGGCAGGUCAACGUGUGUAUGUGAACGUUGCUGUUCGCAACGACACAUCAAGGCGUAUCAAGAAUGUGACCCUGUCGCUUGUCCGCACAGUCACUAUCUACCAGCCAAGGCCAGAGCUUCGGGCCCAUGGCUCGACAACAGAAGGCUUUGACCCAGAGGCCUGCGAGGCAAUAGUAUCUCGCAAGAGGGUGGCAGAGGAGGUCUUGGGAGUGGCUCAAGACGCUUCCCCGGAUGGAAGCGCAUCUCAGAGCUGGUGGACUGGUGUACAGCCAAACAGUCACCUGGAAUUCGCUCAUCACCUCAACAUUCCGGUCGAGGCGCUGAGCAUCGCGCGCAGUCGUCACGUCGAGAUCUCAUACGAGGCCAGGGUCUCUGUCGGAAGCUCUUCUCACGCUGAUGUCAUCAUCGACUUGCCCCUACGAGUUGUCAACUUCACUUCGCUUGACCCGCCACCUCUCAAGAGCAUCAGCGGGAAGAGCCUGAGCAGUAUCAGCGUUGCACGAAGCUGGUUCGCUUCCUCGCCUCUCAGCAACCGUGGCGCCAUGUCACCCGACGAGGCGCCCAUGAUUCAAAAGGUGAGGGCAGCAGAAGCUCUACGCAGCCCGGGUCAAGUGCAGAUCGGCCAAGGGCAACCUCACUUGCCGUCUGGUCCACCUAAUCGCCUUCUAGCCCUCUCACAGCGAGCAGCCGAGCGCAAUGGGCACCUGCAGCCCAACGGUCACCUUCAGGCUCCUGAAGCCAGUGGAGGUCGUAGCAUCCAGCAUCAGAAGUCACUCGACUUUAUCAAUCACGCGAUCAAGAGCGCUACUGCUCGAAAGAAUAGCUCACAGCAGACCAGCACCGAGAAUCUGCCCCUUGGUCUGGGCAUCGACAUUGAUGCUGCCAACAGCCUGCAGCGUGACCUCGACGAGGACCGGACACCCACAAGUACCACAAGUUCGACCUUCACCACUUCCCAGGCAAGCUUCGCAACUGCCAAUUCUCGACGCCGCUCGAGCGGUCAUCGCCACUAUGAGAACAUCGAUGUUCCUGCCCCUAGCUUCGGCUUCCCUUUCCUGCAGCUGCCAGUCGUAUCGGUAGACGAUGGUGAUGCAUUUGACUCUGAUGACGAAGGAGAGGAUGCUGGCAACCGUACCUUGGGCCUCAAUCAGGACUCGGUGGACGAGGUCGACAUGGUUGUCGAGUCUACGCAUCGCAGAGAUCAGAGCGAACGAUUCAAUGCGGACGAAGAAGAGAGUUUCGACCCCGACGUCAGCGUCGAGACCGUUAGAGAUGGCGAUGAUAGCCAGGAUGCUGUGGUCGGGUACACCGGCCGGAAUGAAACAGUGUCGCAGCACGGAUGUCCCGCUAUCAAGGUGGAGUCUCCAGAGAGAUCGAUCCUCGGGCAGGAUCGAGGCCAGGCGGUUGGUCGUAGGGUACUUCACCCCACACUUGCAACUCUACCCUUGACCACUUCAUCUGCAGUCGCCACGCUCAAGAAGUCCUCGGGCAACUUGCGAGCACGAGUAGCUGUUACGCCUGCUGAGAAGCGGGCGGCAGUAGUAGUCGAGCCUGCCGCUGCCGCCUCUUCUCCAACAGCCAAGGUCCUCCCUCUCAGUCGUGACCAUACCUCACCGACUAAAGCAGCUCUCAAGACAAAGUCGAGCUUCACUUUUGCCACCUCGGACGCUCCUCUGAGACAGAACAAGGGUCCUCGACCCAUCUCGGCUUCCCUCAAAGAUGCGCCUCGCGCGAAAGCCGCCGCUGCUCAAUUCGCGGACGCCGUAUCCGAAGAGUCUCCCAGAGAUGCAAGGACGGUGAAGAGUCCCACCAAAGCACGACCUACGUCCAAGCAGCCUCCGCUCGUGAAUGUGCCAGCUCCAGUUGCUGCACCCACGGUCAAGACGUCCUCGCGCCUGUCGCCACGCAAGAGCGUCGCUGUAAGCAGGGAGCUCAGCUCCUCCUCCGAAUCCGACUCGGCUCAGGAGGCCCUCACUCCCGAGGCGCUACACGCUGAGGCGGAUAUGGGCGCAGCCGAUGACUACUUUACUAUUUCCAAACAAUCACACACUCAGAAGAGUGUCGCCUCUGCUGCUCUGCUCGCUCAGUGUACCCCACCUAGGGUACGAAGAGAAGCCACUGCCGAGCCAGCGAUCGCCACUCGAGUUUCUCCCGCUACACCGACCCGAACAAUGCGUCACUCGGCGAGCGUUGCCUCUUUCACGCUGGAGAAGGAGAGACUGACUCGUGGCCACUCUUCACAAAAUCUUCGCGCAGCAGCAGCUGCAGCUGCUGGAGGAGCAGGGACUGCCGUCGUCCCCUCAGUGCGAAAUAAGAUUGCCCAGCUGGAGAGUCGUCAGCAGGCGCUGCGGCAAUUCAUCAAGCCAGCUAGUGCAGACAGUACCCCGGUCAAAGGCGAGAGCGGCACUGGCAGUGCUGCCCUUGCACCUAGGAGGGGCUCGGCACUCCUUGUCCCCGCCAGCGAAUCGAGGUUGACCGCCAGGAGUAGAGGGAGCAACUCUUCCCUCCGUGCUUCCUUUAGCGCUGCCACUGGACUGUCUGCCUCCUCGCCCUCCUCAUCGCCUACUGCCCACGCCACUAGUGCUGGUAGUAGCGGUAGACUGAUCAAGAGGGUCAGCGCUCUUUCGCUUCUCCAGUCCUCUGAAGCUGACCUGGAUCUAGCCCAGGACAAUGACGAUGAGGACGACGAGAUUGGAGGACAGUGGCUAGGCAGGAGAGGUUCAAUGGACUCGCUCGCGAGCUUCAAGGCGCCUAUGCUCCGCGGUCUAGGCGCUUGA
This is a messenger RNA of Microstroma glucosiphilum, 5149 nucleotides long. RefSeq lists its product as hypothetical. The record is from RefSeq and is a predicted model, not a curated record. Bases 44 to 5149 code for a protein of 1701 amino acids. The transcript has a single exon. NCBI's taxonomy places the organism in Eukaryota, Fungi, Basidiomycota, Exobasidiomycetes, Microstromatales, Microstromataceae.